This is a messenger RNA of Dioscorea cayenensis subsp. rotundata (Guinea yam), 891 nucleotides long. RefSeq names its product peptidyl-prolyl cis-trans isomerase CYP22. Gene Ontology annotation, biological process: protein peptidyl-prolyl isomerization; protein folding. The record is from RefSeq and is a predicted model, not a curated record. NCBI's taxonomy places the organism in Eukaryota, Viridiplantae, Streptophyta, Magnoliopsida, Dioscoreales, Dioscoreaceae. Gene Ontology annotation, molecular function: peptidyl-prolyl cis-trans isomerase activity. Gene Ontology annotation, cellular component: intracellular membrane-bounded organelle.
AAAUCAAUUUCAAAAGGAAGCCGAUUCUGUUCUCAUUCAGCCCUUCGACAUCUUUUCAAUUGUCUCACUCCUUCAAAGCUCAUCGCCAUGGCGGCAGCGAACAACACCAACGUUCCCACCGCCACAAGCGUCAUCACGGAUUGGCAUCAGAGACCUCCAAACCCCAAGAACCCCAUCGUCUUCUUCGACGUCACCAUCGGCACAAUUCCCGCCGGCCGCAUCAAGAUGGAGCUCUUCGCUGACAUCACCCCCAAGACCGCUGAGAACUUUAGGCAGCUCUGCACUGGUGAAUACAGAAAAGCAGGAGUACCAGUAGGUUACAAAGGAUGCCAUUUUCAUAGAGUAAUUAAAGAUUUCAUGAUUCAAGGUGGUGAUUUUUUGAAGGGUGAUGGUAGUGGAUGCGUUAGCAUAUAUGGAAGUAAGUUUGAGGAUGAAAAUUUCAUUGCAAAGCAUACAGGUCCUGGCCUGCUAUCUAUGGCAAAUAGUGGGCCUGGGACUAAUGGAUGCCAGUUCUUCAUAACAUGCUCCAAAUGUGAUUGGCUGGACAAUAAGCAUGUCGUUUUUGGGAGAGUAUUGGGUGAAGGUCUUUUGGUCGUCAGGAAGAUCGAGAAUGUCGCGACUGGACCUAACAAUCGUCCUAAACUUCAAUGUCUCAUAGCUGAAUGUGGCGAAAUGUAGUUCUGUGAUAACCUCCUAUGAGAUAUUUAACUUCCAUCUAUAUUGAAUGACUGAACUAUAAAAGGUAGUAGCCUUGAUUUGUCUUUUAUAAUUGAAAUUGUCGAUGAAGUUACAAGUUUCAUGAAGCUGGGGAAAGCUCUUGUUACUUGUGAGAUGUUAAUCCUAAGCUAGUAUAUGGAAUUCUUAUAGAUGUGGUUUUUCCUUUUGCUGUAA